AUGGAAAAUCCUAGAGAAAAACUAGAAAACGUCAUAAUCUUUCGUGGGUUGUGCUAUGAAGAAGUUCGUGACUCAAUAAUGUCAAAAGAGUUAUCUGUUAACACGGUGGUGAAAAUUCAUAAAAAAGAUCGAACUAAAUAUCCUAGUUCAGAAUUCUUACUGCUAACCAGUCACCAUGAAUAUUAUUUUCCGUAUUCCGGACCCGAAAGAAAUUUCUUCGAAUUUACUAUUCUUCACUUGGCUCUUUAUUUAGAUGACGAUGAAUUCGUAGACUUCCUCCUAGAGAACAAUGCUGACACGACUCUGGGAACAGAACAUUUGGCACCGGUAAUCAUGUCGGCGAUAAAGUUGAACCGCUUGAAGUAUGUCCAGAAAUUAGUAGCAGCUGGUGCUGAUGUAAAUCAGAUUAUCAGUGUAAGAGAAACAUAUGAGAAAUAUAGUGAUAUGCUUAAUAAUGAUGGUAAUUUUAAUAAUAAUACUUGUUAUAAUGAGUAUACACCACUGGAAUUUGCUGUCUAUCUGAAUGCAUAUGAGAUUGCUGAAUUUCUCAUCAGCAAGGGCGUUGAUGUUCACGGUAGAGAUUCCAAUGGAAAUGUUGACGACUCGCCGAUGAGUAUCGCUGCUUCAUCCAACAACGUAGAAAUGAUUAAAUUGCUGAUUAAACAUGGUGCUGAUAUUAAUGUUAGAGACUACUAUGGUUUGACUCCUCUGAUGAAAGCAGCUUUUGAGAAUGAUAACUCUGCCAGUCGCAGGUUUUUGCUAACUCAAUCUUCCAUAGAAAUAAAUUCUCUGACUAAUGACAAGAGAUCUUGUCUUCAUUUUCCAGAGCCUUGGUGCAUGGAGGAUGACCCAGUUGAUCCCGAGUCUAGUCUUCAAGAUCUUCUGGAUGCAGGUUGUGAUGUUAAUAUUGUGAGCAAACAUAUAUAUGGCAAAUUACCGAUUGAUACCUAUGGAGACAAAGAAAAGUGCCUUGAGGUCAUGAAGAAGCAUAUUGUGAAGCUGAUGGCGGCUGGCUUUUACAUCUGCGAUAGGAAUAAAGAAGUUAUUUCAGGAAGUGAAUUAAGAAAUUUCAGAGUUGAAUGUGAUACAGAAAUUGAAGUCAUGAAGAAUACUUAUGGAAUAAUGGCUGGAUUUUCCUUGUUUGAUAUACUCCACAGAUCUUAUCACAAAAUGGCGCUGAGGUUCAAGGAUGGAGAUGAAGACAAGUUUGACGACAAAAUGGCGGCCAAGUUUCCUCUGUACGCAGGAAUGAUUAAGUAUCGCUUGGAAAAAGCUGGUCAGCGAAGAAAAUUGUUUAAUCAAGUUGAAAAUAUUCUCUAUAAAGUUUUCUCUAGAUAUCUUCCUGCUACUUUCAUUCAUGAAAUGUUUUUUUAUUUUAGUAACUUUGAAUUGAGUAAAUUAGUGGAAAUUAAGUAA
Molecule: messenger RNA, 1416 nt
Organism: Cotesia congregata
Lineage: Eukaryota; Metazoa; Arthropoda; Insecta; Hymenoptera; Braconidae
Source: the annotation of a GenBank genome assembly